AGCAGCAGGCUCCUGCCGGGCCGGGAGGAGGAAGCGCCUCAGUCCGGUGGAAGCGGAGCCCUGGGACGCUUCUGAGCCCGAGGAGGGGGCAGCAGCAGCAGCGCCCGGGAGGGGCCGAUCUCGGGGGAGAGCGGCUGGUUCUGCUCCCCACCAUGCAGACCAGUUCCUCAUGUCUUGCUGUGAACAAGCACAUGCCCAUGGAACUUGACCUGUUUACAGCAGCUGAGAAUUUGGCCUCAAGUCUGAGCACCACUCCUAUUUUCAAGUGCCUGAUGAAAUUAUGCUGCCUCCUUGGAGAGAUGCUCCCUCAGAACACUUGGAGACCUUGAUUCCGAACCAAAUGCAGUGGGACUUUGUCCUAGUAUGCGACAAACACAAGCCUGGCAGCAAGAAGGAUGAUAAGAGGAAGGAAUUCUUGGAAGAGUUGAAGAACAAAGGCUUUCAGCUCAAGAAAAUCGAGGACAAGAAGCUAUUCUGGGGGAUCCGAGCCCCAAGUGAAAUCUUCCCCAAAUACCAGUGGCUGGUGGGGAAUCCAGACAAGGGGUGGCAGAAUCAAGACAAGCAGGAAGGUGUGCCCAUCACCACCAGGAUCUAUGUCGUCAACUUUAUCCUGCAGCACACAAGGAUUUCUUCUGGAGAGUGUCUCUGGAAGCUGAUAAAGGAGAAGGUCUUUGAAGCAGCAUUCCCACUGCACGAGUCAGAAGAGAGGAGAAAAUCCCUGAAGAUGUUCUGGGCUCCAUGGAGAAGGAAAAAGUGCAAGGAGGAAAUUGAGACUUCCAGGAAUUAUUUUGGGGAGAAGGUGGCCUUGUAUUUUGCCUGGCUAGGCUGGUACACCUACAUCCUAUUGCUAGCUGCUGUGCCAGGCAUAUUCCUCUUCCUAUAUGGGAUCUUCCAUUUUAAUUCCAGUCAGGUCAGCAAAGAGAUCUGUGAAGCCAACACCACCAUCAUGUGCCCGCUCUGUGACCAGAAGUGCCCGUUCUGGCAGCUGUCGGAUACUUGUACCUACGCCAAGGUCACGCACCUGUUUGACAACGAGGGGACGGUUUUCUUUGCCGUGUACAUGGCUCUCUGGGCCACCGUGUUUCUAGAGCUGUGGAAGAGGAAAAGAGCGAAGGUGGUCAGUGGCUGGGAACUGUACCGGUGGGAUGAUGAUGAGGAAGAGCUAGCCUUGCAGCUGAUCAACGACCCCAACUACAAGCUCAGGAAGUACCAGCACUCUUAUGCUGGCAGCACUGCCGUGCUUCUCUUAGUCCUGCUCAUGAUCGCCGUGCUCAUUGGCAUCGCCCACGCGCUUGUCAUCUACCGAGUGAUGGCCACGGUCAUCUUCACCAAGAGUGACUCCGAGUUCCUCCGAGAGCGGGCCGACACCCUGGCGGUGGUGACGGGGGCCGUGCUGCAUUACGUCACCAUUGUCAUCAUGACCAAGGUGAACAGGCGUGUGGCGCUCUUACUCUGUGACCUAGAGGAGCCGCGGACAUUCUGCGAGCGCGAGAAGAUCUUCACUGUGAAAUUCUUCACCUUCCAGUUCUUCACCUACUUCUCCUCAUUGAUCUACGUCGCCUUCUUCCUGGGAAGGAUUAAUGGCCGUCCUGGGAACUAUGUGCGUGUAGCUGGCAAGUGGAGGCUGGAAGAGUGCCAUCCCAGCGGCUGCAUCACCGAUCUCUUUAUCCAGAUGGUCAUCAUAAUGGGCCUGAAGCAGACCCUGAGUAACUUCGUGGAGUAUCUCUCCCCCUGGGUAAUGCUCAAGUUCCGAAUGUGCUGUGCCAGCCCAAAGAGCAACGGCGAGGAAGAACAGCAGGACCCCUGCAAGGAGGAGUGGCUCAGGAACUAUCAACUCAACGACGUCAACAUCUUCAGCUUGUUCGAUGAGUUCUUGGAAAUGAUGAUCCAAUACAGCUUCACCACCAUCUUUGUGGCUGCCUUCCCCCUCGCCCCGCUCCUGGCCUUCUUCAACAACUGCAUUGAGAUCCCGCUGGACAACUACAAGAUGGUGUGGCUGCAGAGGCGCAUGGUGCCUCGGAGAGCCAAUGACAUCGGCAUCUGGCUGCAGGUUCUGGAGGCGAUUGGCAUUUUGGCCGUCAUUGGCAAUGGCCUGGUGAUCGCCAUCACCUCAGACUUCAUCCCCAUGCAGGUCUACAAAUACGCCUACAGCCCUUGUGUGCUGCAGAACCGCACUGAUAUUGACUGUUUGACAGGUUACAUCAACAACAGCCUCUCAGUGUUCCAUAUCAAGGACUUUGAGUGGCAGAUGAAGCUGCCUGAAAAGCUGCCGGAUUUUAUGAAUGGGAUCACAAAAUGCAGGUACCAGGAUUACAGGAACUCUGAUGACUACAGCUACUCGGUUCAGUUCUGGCACGUCUUCGCAGCCCGGCUCGCCUUCCUUAUUUUGUUUGAGCAUGUGGCUCUGUGCAUCAAGCUGAUUGCAGCCUGGUACGUACCCGACAUCUCCCUGACGGUUAAGAAUAAGCAUCUGGAGGAAAAAUAUAAAAAUCUGCAGAGCCGACUCAGUGAUUCUGCUGUUGUCACUGGAAUUACCUGGAUUGUAUCUUCUAUGGAUCGCUCUACAGAAGUGUAGCGAAUCACUGAGCACAUGGUAGGGGUCAGAAGCAGAGAUCUCAGACCCAGGAUCCAACAGAACAAUGUUACGGGCAUUGGAGGCACCUCCCACAAUCUCUGCAAUUGCAGCUCGUUCUCUCCUAUUGUUUUGGACUUUGCCUCUGAACGGGAUGGGGGUAGGGGAUGGGGGGAACAACAGGUUGUUAACUUUGCAUGAGCAGAUUAUUUUCGAUCUCAUUGUGGCAGGGAAGAACGUGGUAGCUUUAAGAAACGCUGCAUUGCAAAAGUCUCUCAGAGCUGGGGAAAAGUUUUGCACUAUUGGCCAAAUGUAGCACUGGGAGAUUCAAAGAGGGCUAGAAAAGGAUUGAUUUUUGCUACAUUGCUCAUGCUUUUCCACCAUAAGUGGCAGAUACAAUUUACCCCUGAAUCUUCCUCCCACACUGCUAAGAGGACAUACUCUACAAGGCUCAUGACUACUGAGAUGAGUGGGGCUACCCUGUCUGUUGUAUCAACAUUGCCCCCUGCUGGCUCUCCCUUACUCCUGCCCCAUAUCUAAGACCUAUUUCUUGACUAGAUGGAAUUGAUCUGAAAAGACCAGAUUCCUGACCAGUGGUUCUUACUGUAUUGAUGUGUGACAUACUGCAAAUUAACCUCUUGGUGCCCCAGUUUUAUGAAAUGGGGCAAAUACUUACCUACCUCACCUGGGUACCGUGCAGCUUAAAAUAUUAUUAGCUAAAGCACUUUGAGGCCUUGUCGCCAUGGAGAAUUUGCCUGCAUUCAAUCAUGCAGUGACCAGCCGCUGCAGUGACCAGCCACUACACACUCCAGAUACACACAAGGAAAUCUGUGACUGACAUGGGUAGAUGCUCACUUCAGUCUCAAACAACAGUUAGUUCCACUGAAGCAGGUUGGGGCUCUUCUCAGCCAUGUGUGUGAUUUGCUUUGGUGCUGCCAGUGAUGCCAAUUGCUGGCCAAUGUGGAUCAGCCCUUGAUUGGAGAUACUGCCUGCCCAUUGCGUUAGCAUUUCAUCCAGCCAGGCAAUCUGAGGCUAAUCUAUGGCAGGCUACCGGGCUUUAUCGUCAGUAGUUCAUUUUAAUCAUUUGCUUGUCAUUUAAACUGGGCUAAACGAGGAAGGCCUUGCUGCAGAGUGGAUUGCUUACCUUCUCUCUCCCUUUGUGUCUCAUACUUCUUACAAGGCUUUCUCCAUACACUGGAGUCCCUCAGUGCUCCUGUACACCUCUAUCACUCAAGAAUCAGCUGUUCUCUUGCUUUUACUUAAGCGAUCACAGAAGUUCUUGCCAUAGGUAAGGGUGUAGAACAGGGCUUACCCUAAAUCUUCUGCAUCUCAAGUGAGCACCCUAAGCCUUGGACAGUAAUGGGGGAAGAUGGCUCCCUCUCUUAAGCCCUGCGCUUAUCACCACUUCUCUUCUGGCUAGUUUAAGCCAUUCUCUGCUGGCUUCAGUAGAUCCAUCCCAUACAUACCUAACUCUUCCCAGGUCUUGUAUGGGGAGCAAACAGGCCAACAGUAGUGGUAACGGCAGCCAGGAGCCCCGAGUCCUUUUGAAUUGCUGGGCCCUGGGGCACUUGCCCCCUGGCUAACAAUUCCAUUAGGUGGCAAGCUGCCCACAAGCUAGGCAUUACAAUGCUUAAGUACUGUUGUGGACUGAGCCCUUGUCAGUCUUCAAUGAGGCCUGACAGGUAGGUGUGAGAAAUAUUAGUGUCAGUCACAGUAGAAGACACUCUUGAAUCCCUUCACAUGAAGUGCCGGAGCAGGCUGAGAUCCACUGACCUGGAGCCUAUUGUAGGAUCAGGGUCUUAGAGCAUGGAGGGGUGUGAGCCACACAGACCUUUUAAUGCGGCCAAGCUAAGCCUACGUGAGAGAAACUCAUGCCACAAUGUUUCAUUGGUUUAAUUCACACAUAGGGCUUAUCCACAUGAGGGGUUUAAAAUCACACUCACUUUCUCUAGCCAGCACUCAAAUGACCUUCUCAGCCCACAUAUGCUGCAGUUCUUCCAGGUGGAUAAACUGGCCUGGUAAUACUUAUCCUACAAUCCACUCUGAAAGUUCAUUGCACAUUGAGAUGGAGCAAACUAAUGUUCACACUCAGGCACUGCUCAGUCACAGUAGGCUGGCAGUACGCCAGCUUCUAUCUCACUGUACUUCGCCAGGACCAGUCUGUCUGUUUACCUGGGUGUUCUCCACUGCUCUGGGGUCAUGUUGCCCAGAUGUUCCCUCCCUGUUCAAAUGCUGGCAAGAGGCCAGGAUCAGCCCAUGUGUUCCUGGAGUACAGCCCUCAAGCUUUCCAGCAGUGCAAUUGCUGCCAUCUAAUGCCUUGUGCGGCAGCAUGGAAGCAUGCAGAGGUUUUUGAUCAACUUGCCACCUGGGGAAGCAAAGGUACAGGCAGUCCUCUAAAAAAUCAAAACAUUGUAGUCUAUGCAGACGUCUCUAAAUAAAUAAGGUCACAGAGAGACCCUAUUCAAUACCAUAACACUAACAAAGCACUCAAAAACCACUACAAGAAACAAGUCACAAAAGAUAGACCUCUAGCAAUGCUCACAUGACCUAUCUUUACUAUGAGGGUUUUCUGGUUUUCUGCUGGAAUGCCAUUCCUGGUACAAAUUCUGUAUUUAGAUAAGUCCUCAAUGUGUAGUUUAAGGAGUAAAUUGAGACUCUUCUAGUUUUCUUAAAUAAUCAAGGUAUUUAAAUGUAACCCC
This is a messenger RNA of Pelodiscus sinensis (Chinese soft-shelled turtle), 5271 nucleotides long. Lineage: Eukaryota; Metazoa; Chordata; Testudines; Trionychidae. The record is from RefSeq and is a predicted model, not a curated record.